Cornus florida is the source of this 2205-nucleotide messenger RNA. Its product is annotated as growth-regulating factor 8. The transcript is spliced from 4 exons. Lineage: Eukaryota; Viridiplantae; Streptophyta; Magnoliopsida; Cornales; Cornaceae. Gene Ontology annotation, biological process: DNA-templated transcription; developmental process; regulation of DNA-templated transcription. The record is from RefSeq and is a predicted model, not a curated record. The coding region runs from base 259 to 1983 and encodes 574 amino acids. Gene Ontology annotation, cellular component: nucleus. Gene Ontology annotation, molecular function: ATP binding.
CCGCAAGGGGGACGAAUGUUGGAAGCUUAGGAAGCAAAGCCAAAAACCAUUUGGCUAACAAUGGCGGCAUCUUAAUCCCAAAAUCAACAACACACUUCUAUAUAGAUAUAUAUAUACAUAUAGAGAGAGAAAAAAAAAGAGAGUUCCAAGAAUAGUUUUUUUUAUUAUUUCAAAGGACGGAAGCUUAGAUUAUACCAAAGGUUUAAAGGAGGAAUUGUUACUUUUGGGGUUGCGUUUAGUGGUGUGGGUGUUGUGAAGAUGGGGAGCGGAAAUAGAAGUGGCGUUAUGGGUGGAGGAGGUACAGAGAAAUCAGAAUCAGAAUCAAUAUCAUCAGAGUACAACAACAACUACUGUUGUGAUGUUGGGUUGGGUUUGAAGGUGCAACGCACCGAAUCCUACCCCAAUCCCAAAAGGACGAUGGUGAUACCUCACCAUCUUCCUCAGUCUCAGUCCCAGCCUCAUCAUCAUCAUCAUUUUCCUCCUUCUGCCGAGUCUCAGAACACUAUGAUGAGUAAUAGUACUAGCGUUGUGGGUUUGGGUUUUGCUUCUGGUAGUGAUAGUGCUGGCGUUGAUAGUGGGCCCAUUUAUUGCAACACAAGUAACAACAGCAGGUUCGCGUGUGUGACCAGCGAUAUAUACGAUGUUGUCUCUGAUUCCUCUCUUACCCUUUCUGCUGGUGCUGCUGCACUAGUAUUGCCGAGGACUUUCCACCCUUUCACAUCUGAUUUUCCUUUCAAAUCCCCCUCAGGAGGAAGCAUGCCAGCUCCUGUGGAAGUUCCUUUUACAGCGUCUCAGUGGGAAGAGCUGGAGAGACAAACAAUGAUCUACAAGUACAUGAUGGCCUCUGUCCCUGUUCCUGCUCAACUCCUCCUACCCAUUGCCAGAACAACCACCCCGGCCUCAUCAAAUAUUGUUCCUGCUACUUCCCAAUCUAACAUGUCUGGUUUGGAUAUGAGGUUUUCAAGUGGUUCUGAUCCGGAGCCAUGGAGGUGUCGAAGGACGGAUGGGAAGAAAUGGCGGUGCUCCAGAGACGUGGCUCCGGAUCAGAAGUAUUGCGAGCGCCACGCCCACAAAAGCCGUCCCCGUUCAAGAAAGCUGGUGGAAUCACAACCCCACAACACCACCACUAGUAGUACCACCACCACCACCAAUCUCAAAGCCCGACCACUCAUCAACCUUCAAGCUAAUGCUACACCCACUACUCAGCCCUUUCAAAAGCCUACUUUUAAUCACUUCCCAACUUUGCUCCCAGCUGCUUCGACAUAUGACCAACCCAGGUGUCCUGAAUGGUUCACGAAAAGGGACAACAGCCGUGUCUCUAUUAGCAUGAACCAACAAUGGCAGCAACUGAUGCAGUCAUCGUCAAGAGUGGGAUCGAAGAGAGACAACACCGAGUGUAACAAAGAAAUGUCAUUUUACCAGCUCUGCUACGGAGAAGGAAAAGAACCAAUGAACCAAAACUCGUAUAUUGGGGAUGGCCAAACACUGCAGAAUCAACAGCUGAAUGAUCAAUUAGUGUCUUUCCAAGCAAGUACUUUAGGUGGUGAAACAACACACACAACAAGGCACUUCAUUGAUGCUUGGUCUUCAGCGGAUAGAGAGGAGAUCAAUGAAAUCAGCAACAAACGCUCCGACACUUCAAGGGGGAAGCCACCACUGUCAUCCCUGACUCUUUCGAUGCCGGGUGGGAAUGGAAUUGAUGAAGAAAGUGAAUAUGCCCAAAUGGGGCUUGGGAUGAUGAUGGACUCGGAAAGAGAAACCGGUGGGGGUUUCAAAUCGCAGUGGCUCAACAACCCUGUUUCUUGGAUGAAUUCACCCCCUGGUGGACCAUUGGGUGAAGCCUUGUGCCUUGGCAUUGCCAGUACUGCAAAAGCCGGUUCGAACUUGCCAUCGCCUCGGGGCUAUAGCAACAGCACCACCACCGGCACGAGCAGCAAAAGCUCUUGUGAGGAAAGUGGUCAUGGGCUUCACUUCAUGAAGUGAGAUGAUCAUUGCAGUGGCCAUGGAUGGCAGCUCUAAUAAUUUAACCAACAGCUAAGUGAAAACUCUACGAAUGUGGUGUUUUGUUUUGUUUUUUUCAUUUAUUUGUUUUAUUCGCUGCAUAUAAAGCUUUGUUUUGCUAAUGUUUUUGCCUUGCUAUACCAGCUUUCUUUGUGCAUAUAAAUUCUCCUUAGCACAAAUCAAAAUGGUCUGCCUUGGUUGCCA